This is a messenger RNA of Pyrenophora tritici-repentis Pt-1C-BFP, 495 nucleotides long. NCBI's taxonomy places the organism in Eukaryota, Fungi, Ascomycota, Dothideomycetes, Pleosporales, Pleosporaceae. The record is from RefSeq and is a predicted model, not a curated record.
AUGUCUUCUCAGGCAGAACCAAACGAUGAUAAAGUCACCUCCGACCCUGCAUUCUAUACGUCGACAGCAGAUUCAGACAGGAGCUUGAAAGCGCCAGCAGGAAAGCCUCGUUCGGUCAUAUUUGAUGAAAAGUUCGCCGAAAUCACCCGUCGCAACCGCGAAGAAGACAGAAUAUCAAACCUACCUGAGGAAGAACAGCCCACAGCUAGAGUUAUAGAGAGCGAGAGAAGAAGGAAGUGGGAAGCAGAGUACGCUUCUAAGAUGGCUGCCAUAGAAGAUGAAAGUGGAAAUACUAGUUCCACAACGACCAACACCAUAACUCCGGCCCCUGAAACUACCACCACACCCGACAUUGCAACCACCACCGCAAACAACACCAUAUCUACCACCAGCAUAGCUCAAAACACUCCUCCAAAACGGUCCCUAGCUCAAAAAUUCAAAUACCUCUUCAAGUCUAAGCAUGUCCAAGCCGCUCAAACACACUCGCAUCCAUAG